GUUAAAAGGGUUUUGAGUCUUUCAAACAUCCAUCCCCGACUGGAACUGGCUAAUUAAUGAGGGUCCCUGGUUAAAUCACUUACUCCGCGCUCCAAGUUACCUUGCUCUUCGUUGUAUGCUCACCUCUGUCGCUGCGGAUCCCACUCCAGCAAGCAUACAUAGGUCUCUGCGGCGCCAGGCCACCACCCCCCCUCUCUCCACGAUGGCUCACCGGCCGUCACCGACGUCAAAAUCCACCACCACUGCGGGUCUUCUCCCCAUUUCUCCAGCUGCCGCCGCCCAACAUGCGCCCGCGAAGCCCGCCUCCAGCAGAGCGUCUGCCCCGAGACUCAAGCUCCUGGUGCGACGACUGCCCCCAGGCCUGACCCAGGUCGAGUUCGAAACCGCCCUGGGCCCGGAGUGGACAGUGGGCAAGGGCAAACUGGACUGGUUUGCCUACAAGCCGGGAAAAUUGUCUGCCGAUCCCUCAAAGCCCUCGAAACCAUCUCGCGCCUACCUUCGUGUUACCGCCUCCGCCAUUGUCCCUGAGCUGUCCGAUAGAGUCCGCGAGACCUCCUUCCAGGACUCACGCAACACCUUCGCCGAUCCUGCUCUCCUUGGGCCUCCAACCCUCGAAUAUGCCCCGUACCCUCGCGUUCCCGGAGGCAAGGUCCGCAAGGACGCGAGGAUGGGUACGAUCGACCAGGAUCCCGAAUUCAUCGCCUUUCUCGAAAGCCUGACCAACCCCGUCCCUAAACCGAGCACAGACGACAUUGUGGAGCCCGACAAGGACGAGAAGAUUACCAUCACACCCUUGAUCCAGUACCUCAAGGACAAGAAGGCCGGCAAGGCAAAAGAGGCCAGUGCACCGGCCAGGGCUACGAAGCCAUCCAGGUCCGGAGCCAAGGAUGUCAAGGUGGAGAAGGUCCAGGCGAAGAAGGUCCUCAGCCGCGCCGAGAAAGCUGCAUCGCCAGUCUCGGAAAAACAACAACCAAAAAUCGACAAGGCGGCAAAGGACGCUGCCAAAGCUGCUAACAAACAGAUUGCCAGCCAAGCGUCUAAGCAGAAAGGAGCAAAACCCGCUCCAGCUAGCAAACAGAGCGAGGUCCCACCGCAGCAACCCGCACCGGCGCCGCCGGGUCCGCCGCCCCAACGCAAGCGAGAACGAGGCAAUUUGAGUGCAGCUACCAAGAUUCUUCGACGAGACUUGGGACUCACGCCGCCCCGCAAAAGGGGAGAGAAGUCCAGCACAAACACGGCCGCUACGUCCAGUGCAACCGACUCCAAACAGGCCGCCCCGACGCCUUCUACAGGGGGCACCAAACAGCAGGCUACGACGACUAAACCUUCCAAGGAGAAUCCACCGGCCAAGGUUACUCCUCCGAAGCUACUCAAGAAGCCUCCUACAGAGCCUGCAGCGGCGCGGAACGCGACCAAGACAACGAAUCCUCCCACGGGUCCGAAAAAUGCUCCGCCAGAGAGUGCCAAGGCCGCCGCCCCCCAAUCAACCGCCACGCAGGCCUUCCUAAAACACGCGAACCCGUCGCAAGGCGUAACAGAAGACCUGCUCGAAUCGGGAUUCUCCAAGUUCGGCAAGGUGAUCAAUGUUGAGAUAGACAAGAAAAAAGGAUUCGGCUAUGUCGAUUUUGCGGAGCCAGAGGCAUUGCGGAAAGCAAUCCAAGCAAGCCCGGUGCAGAUCGCGCAGAGCCAGGUGGUCGUCUUGGAGCGACGGUCGACGGCAGCAGUUGCGCAGGCGCGUGGGAACCACAUGCGGAACCACCCUCCGCCGGUGAUGCCCUCACACUCCCCUUCAGGCGGCGGCGCAGGCGGAGGCGGCGGUGGUGGCGGGCCUACACCAGCCCGAGCACCACCACAAGGACCUAGGGGCGGAGGCCGCGGAGGACCAAGAAAUCGCGGUGGUUACGGCAGAGGAAGAAAUGGUCCCGGCGGAGGCGAUCGGUCUAAUAAUGCGAACACAGGACCAAAGCAAACUGCAACUGCCCCUCCCGCCAAAACUACAUCAUGAAGCAUGAAUCUCAACAUUUCUAAAUUCAUUACUCUGUCAGAUGCUUCUUAUAUUCCUUUCGAGAAGUUCAAGGCAUGCAGCUGUAAUCUUGUAAUAUCUCCCCAUCACUGAAGAUGGAGUACGCCAAGGCGGCAACCCCAAUUGACCGGGCAUAUUGGAAAGUUGAACUUGCAGCCAACGUCGAGGGGAAUAUCAAUCAUACGGGUGACAAGUCGGUAACACCGUUUUAGAGCAACUGCGGGAAACAAGCGACGUUUUAUGUAUGAAAUACGAAGUAUUCUUUGGCAAUAGAUCACAGAUUUACAGAGCGAACAGCUUUUUUUCAUAAUUUCUUUCAUUAUUCAUCACAACUAUCUCAUCGCAUCACUUUCAUUAUUUUUUGCUAAAAAACAGACAAAGUGUCUUAUCCCCCCAGAAACUCACAACCGAACGCACUUUUUCAAUAUCCUUCAGACCUCCUCGACGCCCACCUAGGGAGACCGACCGAAGUCAAAAGGCACAUCCACUAGGUCAAGAUCAUCACCACUCCCUAGACCCAAGUAGCCCGAGAUGCAUCCGCCCGCACUUCGGAAGCCACAGAGGGUAUCCAGAAAACGCGAGGGCGAUCUCGAGCAGGGUCGAGGCGGGAGUAUAACGGCUUCACUUUAGGGCAUCGAGGACAUGGUGGUCAUCAGCAG
Messenger RNA from Coccidioides immitis RS, 2682 nucleotides. RefSeq names its product regulator for nonsense transcripts 3. The record is from RefSeq and is a predicted model, not a curated record. The coding region runs from base 116 to 2005 and encodes 629 amino acids. The transcript is spliced from 2 exons. NCBI's taxonomy places the organism in Eukaryota, Fungi, Ascomycota, Eurotiomycetes, Onygenales, Onygenaceae. Gene Ontology annotation, molecular function: mRNA binding. Gene Ontology annotation, cellular component: nucleolus; cytoplasm. Gene Ontology annotation, biological process: positive regulation of translation; nuclear-transcribed mRNA catabolic process, nonsense-mediated decay.